Microthlaspi erraticum is the source of this 501-nucleotide messenger RNA. The record is from the annotation of a GenBank genome assembly. Lineage: Eukaryota; Viridiplantae; Streptophyta; Magnoliopsida; Brassicales; Brassicaceae.
AUGCUUUUGCCGCAGCUCCUUGAAGCGUGGAAUUGCCAAGUCUUGAGGCCGCCCCAGGCCUUGACAAUUCCAAGAAACAAUGCUCACUUUUUUAAGGGAUUUCUUGAUGAUCAAUUCACUGAAUUGAAAAAGCUGCAAGAUGAAUGUAGUCCUGAUUUUGUAGCUGAGGUUGUUUCUCUGUUCUUUGAAGACUGUGAGAAACUUAUCAGUAACAUGGCCAGAGCUUUAGAUCAGUCUGCAGGAAAUGUAGAUUUCAAUCUGGUAGGUUCUAGUAUUCAUCAACUCAAAGGUAGUAGCUCAAGUGUUGGUGCCAAGAGAGUCAAAGGUCUUUGUGUUAUUUUCAAGGAGUGUUGCGACUCUCAAAACUAUGAAGCGUGUGUGAGAUGUUUGCAGCAGGUGGAUAUUGAGUAUAAGUCGUUAAAGGCAAAGCUUCAAGAUUUGUUUAGCCUUGAGCAACAGAUUGUCCAAGCUGGUGGUAUAAUCCCUCAGGUGGAUAUAUAA